Molecule: messenger RNA, 1560 nt
Organism: Miscanthus lutarioriparius
Lineage: Eukaryota; Viridiplantae; Streptophyta; Magnoliopsida; Poales; Poaceae
Source: the annotation of a GenBank genome assembly
AUGGAUUCCGCCAGGGCGACCAAAGGAGAGCGAGAUCUGCCGGAGGCAGAGAAACGCCGGCCAACCGGUCUGGGCACUGUCACUGCCAUCUUCUUGCUCUCGUUGCCGCUGCUGAUCCUGCUCUUCCUCUUCGGCGACCGAGCUGUCGUCUCCAUCGCCGGCAACUCCCUGGUUUGGCAGCGCGCGGGGGUGCAGAGCUCCGGCAAUACGUCCUCGUCCCCAGUGAACGCUCACCACGACCUGCUCCUCGGCGGGCUUCUCUCGCCAGACUUCGACGCAGCGACGUGCCUCAGCCGGUACGAGGCGUCCAAGCGAUGGAAGACGCCGUCGCCGUUCCUGGUCUCCCCUUACCUCGUCCAGAAGCUGAGGCAGUACGAGUCGAACCAUCGGCGGUGCGGACUGGGCACCGCGAACUACCGCGAGGCCAUGGCGCAGCUCACGUCCGGCCGCAACGGCGACCGCGCCGAAUGCAGGUACGUGGGGCUCUUCUGCGAGCCGUUCCCGGGGACCUCGUGGAUCCUGCCGCCGGACUUCCCCUACAAGGACGGCUUCUGGGUCGGCUCAAGUGACAGCUACCUGCACAUGCUUGAGAACAACGUCGUCCGCUACGACGAUAGCGGCGGCGGCGGCGACGCCAACGCGCUGCCGCCCUACGUCUACUUCCACCUGGAGCAGAUACAGCUCCGGCUCCAGAAUCACACGUUCUGCGAGGAGGACCACCGCGUGCUCGACAGGUUCAACUGGAUGGUGCUCCGGUCAGACAGCUACUUCGCCGUGGCGCUGUUCCUCAUGCCCAUGUACCGGGCCCAACUGGACCUGAUGUUCCCGGCGAAGGCGUCCGUGUUCCACCACCUCGGCAGGUAUCUCCUCCGCCCGGGGAACCGAGCGUGGGGGAUCGUUGAGAGGUUCUACGACGGGUACCUCGCCGGCGCCGACGAGCGUCUCGGCAUACAGGUCCGCCUCGCGCCGUUCCUUCCACUCACGUUCGAGGUCAUGUACGAGCAGAUCACCCGGUGCACGCGGGAGCAUGGCCUCCUGCCACAAGUGACCGACACCAGCGAGCCGGGUGCCCGGCCGUCCAACGGCACGGCGGCCAAGGUGAAGGCCGUGCUGGUGGUCUCCCUGAAGCCAGAGUACUACGACAAGCUGCACAGCGUGUACUACACCAACGCGACGGCGACCGGCGAGGUUGUCACGGUGUACCAGCCGAGCCACGACCAGGACCAGCACUCAGAGGCGCGGGCGCACAACGAGCGCGCCCUGGCCGAGAUCUUCCUGCUCAGCUACUGCGACAGGUUGGUGACCACGGGGUUCUCGACGUUCGGCUACGUCGCGCACUCGCUGGCUGGGCUGCGACCCUGGCUGCUGAUGCUGCCGGACCGGACUACGCAGAGGGCCGCCGUGGCUUGCGUUAGGCCAGCGUCGGUGGAGCCAUGCCUGCACUCGCCGCCGUCGCUCGUCUGCCGGGCGGAACAGGAUCUUGACCUGGUGGUGCAUCUGCCCUUCAUGCGACACUGCGAAGAUGUUGACUCCGGCGGCGGCCUCAAACUGUUCGAUUGA